AUUUUUUUGAAACAAAGAAACAUGAGUAACACAUGAUAAUAAUAAAAAAAUAAAUCAAAACGACACAAAAAAAAGAAAAAAAAAAAAAAAAAAAACUGCACCAUCUGAAUGAACGAAUCCUCUCUCCAGUUGCAUCUUCCUCCAGUAUUAAUCAAACACCGCUAGAAAUUCAAAUCACAGAGCCAUACGAAUUCGCACAACAGUCGUAUCAAUGAUUGCUCCAACGGUAGGGAAAACCCUACUGAUCUCAACGGUGAUAUUCUUCAGUGUUUUUCUAGCCCUAAUUCUCUUCUCACCUUCUUUCCCCUUUUCACAAUCACCGCUCAAUCCUCCGCCGCCAGAAAGAGCAGAUAUAUGGAGUCUGCGGAGAUUAUUCGAGUGGAGACCUUGCGAAUGGUGGCUUCAACGGCGUCCUGCUCCUCUGCCAGUUAAGAACAAUGGAUAUAUUCGAGUUGAUUGCUACGGUGGGCUCAAUCAGAUGAGGAGGGAUUUUUGUGAUGGAGUUGGUAUUGCUCGACUGCUGAACGCAACUCUUGUUCUACCUAAAUUUGAAGUGGCUGCAUAUUGGAACGAAUCGAGUGGAUUCGAAGAUGUGUUUGAUGUGGAUUACUUCAUCGAAAAAAUGAAUGGCUUCGUUCAGGUUGUGAAAGAGUUGCCAGCAGAGCUUGCAUCAAAAGAGCCUUUCAAAGUUGAUUGCAGCAAACGUAAAGGCUUAUUUGAUUAUGUAGAAACUGUACUCCCGUCUCUUUUGGAACAUCGUUACAUUUCAAUCACUCCAGCUAUGAGUCAAAGAAGGGAUAGGUACCCACUGUAUGCAAAAGCUGCUCUUUGCCAGGCUUGUUACAGCGCACUGCGCUUAACCGCUACACUUGAGAAGAAAGGUUCCGACCUUCUAGAAGCUAUACCAAAACCCUUCCUCUCACUUCACCUCCGAUUCGAACCCGACAUGGUAGCUUACAGUCAAUGCGAGUACUCAUUCCUCUCUGCUAAUUCCACGCAAGCAAUAGAUUCCGCACGAGGAGAGAGAAAGCCCUGGACUGGAGAACAAGCCCGUUUAUGGAGAGCCAGGGGCAAGUGCCCCCUCACACCGAACGAAACUGCGAUAAUCCUGCAAUCACUUUCUAUACCCACAAAUACGAAUAUAUAUCUGGCAGCUGGCGAUGGUUUAAUGGAGCUUGAAGGGUUGACUUCGGUCUACGCAAAUGUAUUUACCAAAUCUACCCUUUUGAGUGGUACAGAUUUUGAGAACAUGCAUGGGAAUAGUAAAGCCGCGUUGGAUUACUAUGUGUCGGUUAACAGUGAUUCGUACGUGGCUACUUAUUUUGGAAAUAUGGAUAAAAUGGUCGCGGCUAUGAGGGCUUUCAAGGGGUUGUAUAGAACUCUUUUCCUGAGUAGGAGGGCGUUUGCGGUUCUGACUAAUCAGGGGCUUAAUGGUAAUUUGUUAAUGGAAGCGCUAUGGAAGGUUCAUAGAGAUGAUUUUGUUAUGGGAGUGGGGUCCGCUUUGCCCGAUUGCUUCUGCGAAUUCAAACUAUGAGGUAGAGAUUUUUUUUUUCUUUUUUUGGUAGUGAUUUAAGCUUUUGUUUUCUUGCCCGUGUUGCUUUUGUUUUCUUGCCCGUGUUUCAGAAGUAUUUGUAAGCGUAGUGUUGAUACCUGCACGUGUUAGAUUUUUUUUGAUAUUUCGUAUCUGUUGUAUGACUCUUUUGUAACUAAGUUGAAUCCUGCAAGAUUUUAUUGUUAUAUAUUACGUCGAGUUUGGACAAUA
Erythranthe guttata (spotted monkey flower) is the source of this 1762-nucleotide messenger RNA. Its product is annotated as O-fucosyltransferase family protein. Lineage: Eukaryota; Viridiplantae; Streptophyta; Magnoliopsida; Lamiales; Phrymaceae. Gene Ontology annotation, cellular component: cytoplasm. The record is from RefSeq and is a predicted model, not a curated record.